Molecule: messenger RNA, 3403 nt
Organism: Rubroshorea leprosula
Lineage: Eukaryota; Viridiplantae; Streptophyta; Magnoliopsida; Malvales; Dipterocarpaceae
Source: the annotation of a GenBank genome assembly
CAUUUUUACAAGAGGGAAGAGGCUUCAAAUCUCCAAAUUCAGUUCGUAAAUUCCUCGAUCUCGCCGGAAAACUCUUCUCUCCGGCGACGCCGAAUUCCGCACACAUCUCUUUGGCUUCUUCGAUUCUUCGUAGCAUCGGUGAAUUGAAUUCUGGAUCUGUUUCUGGAUGUAUGAUUCGGUAGUCUGAUCUAGGAGAGUUAUAGUAGUGAUUUGGGUGGUGAAAUGGCGGGGCAGAAUCAGGAUCAAUUCGAAGUCUACUUCAGGAGAGCAGAUUUAGAUGGAGAUGGAAGGAUUAGUGGCGCUGAGGCUGUCGCCUUCUUUCAAGGAUCCGGUUUGUCUAAACAAGUUCUUGCUCAGAUAUGGAUGUAUGCUGAUCAGAGUCAUAGUGGUUUCCUUGGUAGGCCAGAAUUUUAUAAUGCUCUCAGGCUCGUGACUGUCGCACAAAGCAAGCGGGAAUUAACACAGGACAUAGUCAAGGCAGCAUUAUAUGGUCCAGCUGCAGCUAAAAUCCCUGCACCACAGAUUAAUCUUCCAGCCACACCGGCUCCACAGAUGAGUGCUGUUGCACCAACAGCUUCUCAAAACACUGUGUUUAGAGGACCAGGACUUCCAAAUGCAAGUAUGAGCCAGCCUUAUUUUCCUUCUCAGCAAAGUCAGCCAAUUAGACAGUUGCAUCCCAUGCCUGCUCCUACUGGUCCCCGUCCACCUCAGGGAAUUGCAGCUCCAGAGUUCUCUAGGGGAGUUAGUAUGGUUGGUCAGACUCAAGCCAUGCCAACAGGGACAUCCCCACAUCCAACCCAGGCCUUACCUGGCACCACUGGUUCCGGUCUCCCUAGUCAAAACAUCUCUAGUGAUUGGCUUGGUGGAAAGACCAGUGGAGCUCUGACUGGUCCAAGAGGGAUUGCUCCAUCAACACAGUCAGCUGCAUUACAGCCACACUCUGGAUUUCCAAUGUCUUCCCAGCCAACGGCUAAUGAUUCUAAAGCAGUGGUUGUUUCUGGGAAUGGGUCUACCGAUCAGGCAUUUGGAGGUGAUGCUUUUUCAGCAAUCCCAAUCCCAUCUACCCAAAAACAAGAGUCUUCAAAACCAGCUUUUUCUCCUGGCAGUGCUUCUACCCCAUCAAGCUUUCUUCCACCUUCCAGUGGGCCUCAGCCUCUUGUGAAGAAAUCCAACUCACUUGAUUCAUUACAAAGUGCUUCUAUGCAAUCUACAGGGACUCAGAUUCAAAGGACACAUUCAGCCUUCAACCUGGGCCAACAGUUUUCAGCCCAGGGUUCCCCCCCUAUAACAACAUCCUCUGGGAUUUCUGUUGGAGUUGGAAAUUCCGCUUCUGAGAAUUCCCAGAUGCAGUGGCCAAAGAUGAAACCAUCUGAUGUUCAGAAAUAUACAAAAGUGUUCAUGGAAGUGGAUACUGACAGAGAUGGGAAAAUAACUGGCGAGGAGGCAAGAAAUCUAUUUUUGAGUUGGAGGCUACCUAGAGAGGUGUUGAAGCAGGUCUGGGACUUGUCUGAUCAGGAUAGUGAUAGCAUGCUUUCCUUGAGAGAAUUCUGCUUUGCUCUCUAUUUGAUGGAGCGGUUCAGGGAGGGCCGUCCUCUUCCAGCCAUGCUUCCAAGGAAUGUUAUGUUUGAUGAAACCCUGUUGUCCAUGACAGGGCAACCCAAUGUUCCUCAUGGAAAUGCAGCCUGGGGUCCCAAUCCUGGUUUUGGACACCAGCCGGGGAUGGGUGCCCAGCCAAUGACUACAACUCCUUUUAGACCACCAGCUCCUCCAACUGCCAUUCCUGCUGAUAAUAGUAUGAUGCCUCAGCAAAAGUCAAGAGCACCAGUUUUUAAUGAUUCCUUUGCAAACCAACUUGAUAAUGGUGACCAGAAUUUGGUAAACUCACAGGAUAAAGACGCAGCUGCUGAUGGAAAAAAGGAAAUCAGAACUGAAAAGGUGAUUUUAGAUUCUAAAGAAAAGAUUGAGUUCUACCGCACAAAAAUGCAGGAACUUGUCCUUUACAAAAGCAGGUGUGAUAAUAGACUAAAUGAAAUCACCGAGAGGGCAAUUGCAGAUAAGCGUGAGGCUGAAAUGUUGGCUAAGAAAUAUGAAGAGAAGUACAAGCAAGUUGCAGAAAUAGCAUCUAAAUUAACAAUAGAGGAGGCUAAAUUUCGUGAAAUUCAGGAGAGAAAGGCAGAGUUGCACCAGGCAAUUAUCAAUAUGGAACAAGGUGGCAGUGCAGAUGGGAUUCUUCAGGUCCGCUCUGACCGUAUACAAUCAGAUCUUGAGGAAUUAAUGAAGGCCCUGAGUCUGAGGUGCAAGAAACAUGGAUAUGAGCUUAAAUCAUGUGCAGUAAUUGAGCUUCCCAUUGGUUGGCAACCUGGCAUCCCUGAGGUAGCAGCUAUUUGGGAUGAAGAGUGGGAUAAGUUCGAAGAUGAAGGAUUUGGUAAUGAGCUCACUAUUGAUGUGAAAAACCCAAAAUCUCUUCAGAGGGGAAAGGCAUCCCCAGAUGGAAGUUUAACCCCUGAUUCCUCAUCAUAUGCUGAUGAUAAACAUGGAAAUAUUUUUACUUCUGAGUAUGCCAUUGAGAGUGAAUCAGCUUACACACACAGUGAAGAUGAAUCAACAAGAAGUCCUCAUGGCAGUUCAGCUGGGAGAACAACCCUGGAAAGUCCAUCUGACCAAUUUUCUGAUGGUCCUUUCAGGAAGGGUGCUGAGGCAGAUACAGAAACACAUAGAAGUUUUGAUGAAUCAGCUUGGGGUGCAUUUGAUAACGAUGAUACAGAUUCAAUAUGGGGGUUCAAUCCUGUCAAUACAAGGGACACUGAUAAGCACAGAGAUUUCUUUGGUUCAAGUGAUUUUGGUGUAAACGCAAUAAGAACAGACUCACCUGGUGCAGAAAGUGUUUUUGACAAAAAGAGUCCAUUUUUUGAAGAUUCUGUUCCUAGCACUCCACUUUCCAAGUUUGGAAACUCUCCACCGAGAUACAGCGAGGCGAGUGAUCAUUUUGACAGUUUCUCCAGGUUUGAUUCCUUCAACACAUAUGGCGGUGGAUUUUCACAACCAGAGCGGCUCACCAGGUUUGACUCCAUAAAUAGUAGCAAAGACUUCAGUCAUGGGUAUUCUUUUGAUGACAAUGAUCCAUUUGGCUCUUCUGGUCCAUUUAAAGUUUCAUCCGACAAUCAAAGCCCUAAGAAAGAUUCUAAUGCUUGGAGUGCUUUCUAGCUGGGAGUCUAGAGGAUUUGUUUUGACUUUUCAUAAAAGGAGACAAAAGAAGGAACAGGAGCUUUCCAUCCUCUUCAACCCUUCCACUCAUUUUCCUGGUUUUGUUUGGGUUUUGUUCACUGUGUCUCCUCAUCUGCGUGCUGUAUAUCUUGUUGGACUGUUGUAAAGUUGUGCUUAUACCUUUGAUGUUAUUAUUAUU